Zootoca vivipara (common lizard) is the source of this 1580-nucleotide messenger RNA. It is a transcript of the gene BLZF1, whose product is annotated as basic leucine zipper nuclear factor 1. Lineage: Eukaryota; Metazoa; Chordata; Lepidosauria; Squamata; Lacertidae. Gene Ontology annotation, cellular component: Golgi membrane. The record is from RefSeq and is a predicted model, not a curated record. Gene Ontology annotation, biological process: Golgi to plasma membrane protein transport; Golgi organization.
UAGAUAUGCCUCUAUACGCGGAAGUCAAAAGAGCGGAAGUUGAUUAGAGAAGGCGGACGAGUGAGAGAGAUGGCGAGCGAGUGAGAGGGUCGAAAAGGGAAACUACUCGCAAGUAAUCCGGGCCGCUGUGUUUAUCUGCUGUGUGUGAAGCUCCAUCAACAAGAUGACAACACUACAGAAUACAGUAAACACUUCGGCUGAAUAUGCCACCUCACCCAUCCGUGGACCUGGUGAUGGCAUGGAAAUGGAGCAACCGCCCAAAUCUGUUGAAGUAAUCCCAUCCUCGGCCACUCAUACCCAUCGAAGCCCACACAAGAAAGCUCUUCCUUCACCAAGUCCUGGAGUUCUUCAACUAGGGAAGAUAAAAGGUGAUACGGCCGUGGAGAUCGAAGCUGUGCGAAUCCUGGUUCCCAAAGCUGCUAUAAACCAUGUCGUUCCUACCAAAAAUGCAAAGACGUCCAGGUCUUCAGGACACCAAAGGGAAACCCUCACUCUGUUAGAUGGAAUUUCGGGUUCUAAAAAGGAGCUUAGAAGUGAAAUAGCAAAGCUCAAGAACUCCGAAAGAAGAUUGCUACAGGAUAAGGAAGGCCUUUCCAAUCAGCUCCAUGUGCAGACAGAGGUCAAUCGGGAGUUGAAGAAGUUACUUGUUGCUUCUGUGGGGGAUGACCUGCAGUAUCACUUUGAACGCAUGGCACGUGAAAAAAAUCAACUGAUCCUUGAAAAUGAGGCCCUAGGGCGAAAUGUGUCUCAAUUAUCAGAGCAAUUAGAGCGGAUGUCUAUACAGUGUGAUGUUUGGAGGAGCAAAUUCCUAGCAAGCAGAGUCAUGACUGAUGAGCUGACUAAUUCCAGAGCAGUUCUCCAGCGUCAAACCAGGGAUGCACAGAGUGCAAUUCAGGAUCUGUUAAGUGAACGUGACCAGUUUCGCCAAGAAAUGAUUGCUGCACAGAAAUUGCUGGAGGAGCUGAUGGUUUCUCUGCAGUGGGGAAGGCAGCAAACCUACUAUCCUAGCGCACAGCCUCAUAGUACAGCAGAAUUAGCAGCUGUCAACCACAAACUAGCUAGAGCAGUGACCUCACACCUGCUUGGAAACACUAAUAGCACUAACAGUCCAAAAAAGGGCUCUUCGCCGACAGAACUCUGCAACACCCCUGCUGAGAAAAUGGCUGAAAUGGUUCUGAGAAUGCUGGAUCCCGGCACUUGUACAGAAGCAUCUCCAGAACUUCCUUUUUCUGAUCCUUCACCAUCCCCUUUCCUUUCCCCAAGGAAGAAUAUUGGACGGUUUCAUCCAUACACUAGAUAUGAGAACAUAACUUUCAACUGCUGCAAUCACUGCCAGGGAGAAUUGAUAGCGCUUUAAAAAAAAAAAGACACUGCCUAAUAGCCAGAUAUGUUGUCUCUGAAUAUGCUAACUUUCUUAAGUGAUCAGUAUUCACUUUUCUAUGCUUUUUUCAGAUAGGGUGGGCUUGUGCUAGAAAUAUACUUUUCACACAGAUUUCAGACUUCUAAGAGUUCUUUUAUCAAACUUUUUUUUAUCAGGCUGGGAUCAUACUGCAAUAAGAGCAACACAAGCUGUUCUCCAA